UCCUCAAAACGCUUGUCGUCCUUACUCUCGUUGUGAGACAUACGGCUAACGUGAUCACAGAUGUAAAUAGUGACACAAGUCACUACUUAAAAGGCGGAGCACAGAAUAAAAAAGGGGGGGCGGAAAUAGUUGCUCAAAAAUGGCGGCAGUGUAAGAAUGCCGGGCCAUAGGUCAGCUGUUACCCGGAAGAACCCAUGUAAAGGAGGGGGCGAUGAGGCAAUCCGGAAGUGGAUAUAAUGAAGAGGUGCCACUUGGCGGCCAUGGCUGCGGUAGUAUCUGUGGCUCCGGGUCAAAGCCCAGCGGAGAGGAGUGAUAAGGGGAGCACCGGCUAUAGGGCGGAGGGAGCUUUGUAUCGGAUUCGCUGCUGAACUCCAGUCUCUUCGUUAGAGACGUACAGGACUCCUUUCCUCAUUCGAAACUCGAAGGAGAGUUUGCCGAGACUGGUGGGCUGGUUCCAGCUGGGGGGAUCACCGGUUCCAGCAGGGUGCCCCAAAGAGCUAGGGGUGCCGGGAGGACGAAUAAGUUCGCUUGGGUUUUCCUCCUUUUCCUGCUGCCGCCUGCAACGUUGUCUGUGGAGAGAGUGGGCCCAUUGUGCCCUUCUCAUUCCGACCAUUGAAGGAAUCGCUUCUUGGCGUAUUUUUUCCCCAUUGACUUUUCUCAUCUCUGUUAACGCACCGGAAUCCAGGGACUGGAGUCAGAAAACUCGGGCUGGGGACCUAAGAUUGCUGAAAGUUCUCUCUGAUGCUACUAUCAGCCCACGGGGGCUGUUUCCAGGUACGCUCACGAGAAAGGCGCUCCGUGAACAUCUCCGCCGGCAGGGAGGACGGAAGAACUGGAAAGUCCCUCUCGUUCUCUUGGAAUCACGGCGCGCGUGUAAGAACCCGUGGAAGCCACUGAAAAUCUGUAGUCCGGUGGUGGUGGGCGCGUACAGGAGGGCAGAAUGGAUGAUUUCAUCUCCAUCAGCCUGCUGUCUCUGGCUAUGCUGGCGGGAUGUUACGUGGCUGGAAUCAUUCCCUUGGCUGUUAAUUUCUCGGAGGAGCGACUAAAGCUAGUGACUGUUUUGGGUGCCGGCCUUCUCUGUGGAACUGCACUGGCAGUCAUCGUGCCUGAAGGAGUACAUGCACUUUAUGAAGAUAUUCUUGAGGGAAAACACCACCAAGGGAGUGAAACACAGGAUGUGAUUGCCUCAGACAAAGCAGCAGUAAUACCAGUUGCCCAUGAACAUGAGCACAGCCAUGACCACCACACACAGCUGCAUGCCUAUAUUGGUGUUUCCUUGGUACUGGGCUUUGUUUUCAUGUUGCUGGUGGACCAGAUUGGCAGCUCCCACGUGUAUGCUACUGAUGAUCCAGAAGCAGCAAGGCCUAGCAAUUCCAAAAUCACCACCACGCUGGGUCUGGUCGUCCAUGCUGCAGCUGAUGGUGUUGCAUUGGGAGCAGCAGCUUCUACUUCACAGACUAGUGUCCAGUUAAUUGUGUUUGUGGCAAUAAUGCUACAUAAGGCACCAGCUGCUUUUGGGCUGGUUUCGUUCUUAAUGCAUGCUGGCCUAGAGCGGAAUCGAAUCAGAAAGCACUUACUGGUCUUUGCACUGGCAGCACCAGUUAUGUCCAUGGUGACAUUCCUAGGACUAAGUAAGAGCAGUAAAGAAGCCCUUUCAGAGGUCAAUGCCACUGGAGUGGCCAUGCUUUUCUCUGCCGGGACAUUUCUUUAUGUUGCCACAGUACAUGUCCUCCCUGAGGUGGGCGGAAUGGGGCACAGUCACAAAUCUGAUGCCACUGGAGGGAAAGGCCUCAGCCGCCUGGAGGUGGCAGCCCUGGUUCUGGGUUGCAUCAUCCCACUCAUCCUGUCAGUAGGACACCAGCAUUAAAUGUUCAAGUUCCAGCCUCAGUCCACGGCCGUUUGCCAUCCAGUGAGAACAGCCGACAGAACAGCUGCUCACUUUCUCAGUCUCUUGUCUCACCUUGCCCAUCUCCACCUGUAUUCCUAGAGUCUGGAGGGAGGUGAGAUUAAAACCUGGAGUAAUGGAAAGCUUUUAGAAUAGAAACAACACAUUGCAAGUGGAUAUAGACAUUCCAUUGUGUUGUCUUUUAAAAGGCCCUGGGCAUUUUGAGUUUUGAUGUUUCUCUUAACCCUAUUCUCAGGGAAGAUGGAAUGCAGUUCUAAGGAAAAGUCUCCACAAUGAAAUAGUAAUUAUGACAGUACAGUGUUCUGUAAUUAAGCGAAAUCUCUUAAUUUAGAGGCUCUGCCACUUUAUGCAUUGAUUUUUAAGAUGGGUCUCACCGUGGAAAAUUGGUGCUUUAGCAUCUAUGCCACAUGCCUUGAUAGAAGGUCAUAAUGCCUGCUGUCUUAGAUGCUAAAGAUAACUGUAGUUAAUUUGGGGCUCGAGUCAAAAAAAUGAUGGCAAGACACAUUGAAAGUUGACUUUAUACUCAAGAGCUGUCCCCUGCAAAGGGGCUGUCCGAGGACUUUAACUUCCUUCUGCAGGUGCCUCUUUGAAGAGAGCCUGCCAUAGAGCAACAGCAGUGGACUGGCUUCUAAAGAGGUGACUCGUACUUAGUAGCAUUUCUUUUCAAGUUCUCCUUUGCAGAACACCUGCCUCCAACACAUUCUUAUGAGGAGCCAAGUUCUAGUAGGUUCAGGCCUAGGCUUUCCUUCAAGAACAGUCAGAUCCCAAAGUAUCUUUGGAAAUUAAGUGGUGUUAAAUUUUAAGUGAAUUUGGAUAGUUACUGACAUCUUUGUAACAGCCUUUUUAAAAGUAAGAUUAUCAAAACCUAAGUUGUCCUUUUUUUUUUUUAAGUAUUUAUCUUAGCAGACCAGCAGUCCCUCUGACAAAAUACUGGGUUUCUCUUGGGGGGUGCUCAGUCAGCGUCACCUCAGCACCAGCAGUGAAGAAAGUCAAGAUGUAUCGCAAAUGGGAAAUGUUGGCCUGUUCAUUUAAAGCUUAUUGAAAUAAUG
Myotis lucifugus (little brown bat) is the source of this 2955-nucleotide messenger RNA. It is a transcript of the gene SLC39A9, whose product is annotated as solute carrier family 39 member 9. Gene Ontology annotation, biological process: transmembrane transport; zinc ion transport. Gene Ontology annotation, cellular component: membrane. Gene Ontology annotation, molecular function: metal ion transmembrane transporter activity. NCBI's taxonomy places the organism in Eukaryota, Metazoa, Chordata, Mammalia, Chiroptera, Vespertilionidae. The record is from RefSeq and is a predicted model, not a curated record. Bases 941 to 1867 code for a protein of 308 amino acids. The transcript is spliced from 7 exons.